ACCGCCCCCGCCCUAAGGCCCGGAUCGGCCAGGAGUCCGCGGUUAACUCACUUGGCUGCGCGCCGGCAGUGCCUUUGAAAGGCGGCGGGAGGCGGCGAGCGCGAUGGCGAGCUUGGGUCUUCUGCUGAGCGUGCUGGGCCUGGUCCUGUGCGGGACGGCGAGCCUUGGGCUGUCCGCUCCUCCCGCCCCCACCUCCAAGAAGCCCAUCAUCGGAAUAUUAAUGCAAAAGUGCCAUAGUGAGAACAUGAAAAUCCUGGGAAAAUACUAUAUUGCUGCAUCCUAUGUAAAGUAUCUGGAGUCCGCAGGUGCGAGAGUUGUACCCAUAAGGCUUGAUCUUAAAGAUGAAGAGUAUGAAAAGCUUUUCAAAUCUAUUAAUGGAAUCCUUUUCCCUGGAGGAGGUGUUAACCUCAUGAAGUCAGGUUACGCCCACGUGGCCAAAAUAUUUUACAAGUUGGCCAUACAGGGUUUUGGUAAUGGAGACUAUUUUCCCACGUGGGGGACCUGCCUUGGAUUUGAAGAGCUUACGUAUCUGGUCAGUGGGGAGAGCUUAUUAACCCUCACAGAUACUGUUGGAAUUAAGAUGCCACUGAACUUCACUAGAGGUCCGUUGCAGAGCAGAAUGUUCCAGAAUUUUCCUGCUGACUUGUUGCUGUCAUUAGCAGUAGAACCUCUGACUGCAAAUUUCCACAAGUGGAGCCUCUCUGUGAAGAAUUUUACAAUGAAUGAAAAGUUAAAGGCGUUUUUCAAUAUAUUAACUACAAAUACAGAUGGCUAUACUGAGUUUAUUUCAACAAUGGAAGGAUACCAGUAUCCAGUAUAUGGUGUCCAGUGGCAUCCAGAGAAAGCUCCUUAUGAGUGGGGAAAAUUAAAAGGCAUUUCCCAUGCGCCUAAUGCUGUGAGGGCUGCAUUUUAUUUAGCAGAGUUCUUUGUGGCUGAAGCUAGGAAAAACAAUCACCAUUUUGAAUCCGAUGUUGAAGAGGGCAAAGCACUAAUUUAUCAGUACCGUCCAGUUUAUACUGGGAACAUUUCUUCGUUUCAGCAAAGUUAUAUAUUUGAUUGAAAGCCUUCAAUGUGUUAACAGAGAAAUUUUGAUUAACUCCAUGAUUAAACUGUUGUAAUAACUUGCUACUCAUGACGAUAAUAGAAGGCCACAGAGAUUCCUUUUCUAUGAUGUUACUGGCUCUGAUUCUUCAUUCAGUAUAUUUGACUAUUUAUAUCACAUUUGAUAAUCAGUCAGUGAGACAGAUACAUAAUCUGAGUGUUUUUCAUGGAAAAGCUUUCUUUUAUCUGAAGAUUAGAAAAAAAUAAAUUUAUUGAAAAUACA
Molecule: messenger RNA, 1324 nt
Organism: Balaenoptera acutorostrata (minke whale)
Lineage: Eukaryota; Metazoa; Chordata; Mammalia; Artiodactyla; Balaenopteridae
Gene: GGH
Product: gamma-glutamyl hydrolase
Exons: 9
Coding region: 104-1060 (318 amino acids)
Biological process (GO): tetrahydrofolylpolyglutamate metabolic process
Cellular component (GO): vacuole
Molecular function (GO): gamma-glutamyl-peptidase activity
Source: RefSeq, a predicted model, not a curated record